CACCGUGCUUUGUGCGACUGCCACCGCCGCGUCCCGCCGGGGCCACCGCGAGAUGUUGCUUGCCGCCACCUGAACCGCUCACUCGCCGAUUGCCUCGUUUCUAUUGCUUGCCCUGCGGAGAUGGACGCUGUGCGAAGCCUCUGCUCCAGCAGUGGAACCCCUCUCAAGCGUUCUCAGUGCCAAGAAGCUAAACUCGCCCUUUCUGUCUGUCUCUCCUCCCAUCAGAACCCAUAGAUCCUAACCCAUGUCAUAUAGUUUCAGAAUCUGAAUUGUUAAAAUUUCGCCAUGGAAUUGUUAGAGAGAAGCGAGUUCAAGUGUUUCUGAGGAAAAAUUAUUCUGUACGUUUCAGGAACUUGAAAUUUGCUAAGCUUGGGUUUGCUGGGAGAUGAUAUCGUGCAUUCACUGGUGGUUGGAGUCUGGUGCAACCUCACUGGAAAAUUGAAGAUUGUCUUAUGAUUUUGGUCUGUAAUUAUAUUUUAUGAUUACAUUAUUCAUGAAUAAUUUUUUUUCCCCUCUUCAAAUAGUUCUUUCUGCAGGGAGAUAAAGAAUACUGCUUGGACGGAUCUUGUUGUCUGAUUGACAAGAAUUAUAUACUUUCUAAUGAAGCCAUGACCAAUUUGGUACAAA
Messenger RNA from Macadamia integrifolia, 627 nucleotides. RefSeq lists its product as uncharacterized. NCBI's taxonomy places the organism in Eukaryota, Viridiplantae, Streptophyta, Magnoliopsida, Proteales, Proteaceae. The record is from RefSeq and is a predicted model, not a curated record. The transcript is spliced from 3 exons. The annotation marks the transcript as partial.